Molecule: messenger RNA, 1464 nt
Organism: Zalophus californianus (California sea lion)
Lineage: Eukaryota; Metazoa; Chordata; Mammalia; Carnivora; Otariidae
Gene: PAX2
Product: paired box 2
Exons: 11
Coding region: 61-1359 (432 amino acids)
Biological process (GO): anatomical structure development; regulation of transcription by RNA polymerase II
Molecular function (GO): RNA polymerase II cis-regulatory region sequence-specific DNA binding; DNA-binding transcription factor activity, RNA polymerase II-specific
Source: RefSeq, a predicted model, not a curated record
UUGAGUUUGAGAGGCGACACGGCGGCGGCGGCCGCGCUGCUCCCGCUCCUCUGCCUCCCCAUGGAUAUGCACUGCAAAGCAGACCCCUUCUCCGCGAUGCACCCAGGGCACGGGGGUGUGAACCAGCUCGGGGGGGUGUUUGUGAACGGCCGGCCCCUGCCCGACGUGGUGAGGCAGCGCAUCGUGGAGCUGGCCCACCAGGGUGUGCGGCCCUGCGACAUAUCCCGGCAGCUGCGGGUCAGCCACGGCUGUGUCAGCAAAAUCCUGGGCAGGUACUAUGAGACCGGCAGCAUCAAGCCCGGAGUGAUUGGAGGCUCCAAGCCCAAAGUGGCGACGCCCAAAGUGGUGGACAAGAUUGCUGAAUACAAGCGGCAGAACCCAACUAUGUUCGCCUGGGAGAUCCGAGACCGGCUCCUGGCUGAGGGCAUCUGCGACAAUGACACGGUGCCCAGCGUCUCUUCCAUCAACAGGAUCAUCAGGACCAAAGUUCAGCAGCCUUUCCACCCAACGCCGGAUGGGGCCGGGACGGGAGUGACUGCCCCUGGCCACACCAUUGUUCCCAGUACGGCCUCCCCUCCUGUUUCCAGCGCCUCCAAUGAUCCAGUGGGAUCCUACUCCAUCAACGGGAUCCUGGGAAUCCCUCGCUCCAAUGGUGAGAAGAGGAAACGUGACGAAGUCGAGGUAUACACUGAUCCUGCCCACAUUAGAGGAGGUGGAGGUUUGCAUCUGGUCUGGACUUUAAGAGAUGUGUCCGAGGGCUCAGUCCCCAAUGGAGACUCCCAGAGUGGCGUGGACAGUUUGCGGAAGCACUUGCGAGCUGACACCUUCACCCAGCAGCAGCUGGAAGCUUUGGAUCGGGUCUUUGAGCGUCCUUCCUACCCCGACGUCUUCCAGGCAUCAGAGCACAUCAAAUCAGAACAGGGGAAUGAGUACUCCCUCCCAGCCCUGACCCCUGGGCUUGAUGAAGUCAAGUCGAGUCUAUCUGCAUCCACCAACCCCGAGCUGGGCAGCAACGUGUCAGGCACGCAGACAUACCCCGUUGUGACCGGUCGUGACAUGGCGAGCACCACCCUGCCUGGUUACCCCCCUCACGUGCCCCCCACUGGCCAGGGAAGCUACCCCACCUCCACCCUGGCAGGAAUGGUGCCUGGGAGCGAGUUCUCCGGCAACCCGUACAGCCACCCCCAGUACACGGCCUACAACGAGGCUUGGAGAUUCAGCAACCCCGCCUUACUAAUGCCGCCCCCCGGGGCUCCGCCCCUGCCGCUGCUGCCGCUGCCUAUGACCGCCACUAGUUACCGCGGGGACCACAUCAAGCUUCAGGCCGACAGCUUCGGCCUCCACAUCGUCCCCGUCUGACCGCCCACCCCGGAGGGAGGGAGGACCGACGCGACGCGAUGCCUCCCGGCCGCCGCCCCAGCCCCACCCCCAUCCCAGGAGCCCUGCAGCCCUUCACACCACACC